GCCGCACGUUCUGCUAGGAUGGGGAUGGAGGUCUGCAAAACCCGCGCCGCGCCCCUGGCUCUGCUGGGCCUUUGCUUGGCUACGGCCGUCAAGUCGGUGCCUCUGGCAGAUGCUGGACCGCACGUCUACUACGGCUGGGGGGACCCUAUCCGGUUCAGGCAUCUCUACACGCCCAGCCGGAACGGACUCUUCAGCUAUUUCCUGAGGAUCCACGAGGACGGCCGAGUGGACGGCGCCGCUACUCAGAGCCGAUACAGUUUGCUGGAGAUCCGAGCAGUAGCGCUUCGCACGGUGGCCAUCAAGGGCGUGCACAGCUCUCGCUACCUGUGUAUGGACGAGGAAGGCAAGCUGCACGGGCGGCUUAUAUAUACCACAGAGAAUUGCUCAUUUGAAGAGGAGAUACGUCCAGAUGGCUACAACAUCUACAAGUCAAAGAAAUAUGGAAUCUUGGUGUCUUUAAGUAACGCCAGGCAAAGACAACAAUACAAAGGGAAAGAUUUUCUUCCCUUGUCUCAUUUCUUACCUAUGAUGAACAGUAUGCCAGUGGAAACUACAGAUUUUGGAGAAUAUAGUGAUACCAGGCAAAGUUUGGAAUCUGGUAUUUUUCACCAACCAGUUGAAACUGACAGCAUGGAUCCCUUUGGUAUCACUUCUGAAGUAUCCUUAGUACAAAGUCCUAGUUUUGGUUAGUAAUUUCUGUUUUGUUAAUUACCGGUAGAUUUUAUAGAGAUGUUAUCAAGAGGUUAGGAUUUGUUGAAGUGAUAACUUAAAACAUGACAAACAUAUACAUAUUAUUACCACCUUCAUAAAGUAAUACUACUUUGGUAAUUCCAAAAAAGCUAUACUCAUUCACCCUCUUUUUCUCUCAUCUAUAAAAUAGUUAGAAAAGUUCUCUCUAAAUGUUUUAUUUAGGAAUGGGAAACAUUCAAAGCCUGCAGAUUUUAUUUUGCUUUGGAAGAUCUUUGGAAAGAUAAACCCAUAAAAACUUUACUGCUUCAUUACUUCCAAUUACCUCUGAGUCCCCGCUGUUCACUCAAAGAAUGGGUAAUUCCUGUUCAAUGUAUUUAAACAGAAUAGUGUUAGAAAUAAAUUAGCUACAACUAAGUAAACAAAAGGGAUUUGUACAUUUUUUACACAUGCUAGAUCACACUAUGUUUUGCAGACUGUGUUUUUUAGGAAAUUGGCUAUUAGAAGGUAAUUAUCAUAAUUAAGGUAAUAUAAACCACAACUAAUAGGAGAAAUUAAAUAAUAUCGCUGUCAUGUUUUAUUAGCAAGACAAUGUUUGUUGCUAAAUGGUAUAAAGACUUUCCAGGGAUGUGAGUUUGUUCAUGAACAAUUGCAACUGUGUGAAGAGCUAAAUUUUUGAAAAAACAAAAUUGGUUAGGCUGCUAUUUGGGAAAACAAGGAAAAAAUGAUGCAGCUAAAUCAUUCUGAUUUCUCUAUAGAUUGACACCAAAUGCCUAUUUUGCUUACUGGAUAAUGUUCUAAAACUAAAAUGAAAUACCAAAAAGUAAAAUUCUAUAUUCAGUUUUAAUCAUUCACUUACAGAUUGGAUAACUUUGUCCAGACUUUCUACUACGUAAUUGUUUUUUUUUUAAUGAAAGUAACAUUAAUUGUCAACAAAUAUAGAUGAGUACAUUUUUCCCCAACAAGUUACUUUCUUGAUGUGCUGUGACUGAAAUUCCCAGAGUUCUCAGACAUUGCCUGAUUCACCUCAAUAGCUCCAGGUUGAUGAAGGCAGGCCGAAUGGAUAAAAGCUGCCAUUUCAUAUAGGAGAUGCUUUGGAUGUAAUCCAGGCUCUUUUAAAUUCUUAAUGAAAGUGAUGCAAUAUAAUCCACAUUAAAGUUAGAAGUAGUUCCCAAAAUGUUUGUUGUACAAAUUGGCUUUCUUGGGUCCCCCCGCCUUGAAAAUGUUUUGCUUCUCAUCCAAAAGUUUAUUCAGAACUUUUCAAGAAGCUUCAAUGAGAAGCAAAAUGUUUUCAAGGAAAAAACCAAGAAAAGUAGAAUUGCCUUUCAGUGCCUUUUAAACAACAACUUUGGGACAACCAUGGUCCUGUAAGACUGGGAACCUCCAUAGCAGGAGUGAAAUCCAGCAGGUUCUGACAGAUUCUGGAGAACCGGUAGCAGA
Messenger RNA from Thamnophis sirtalis, 2127 nucleotides. It is a transcript of the gene FGF19, whose product is annotated as fibroblast growth factor 19. Gene Ontology annotation, cellular component: extracellular region. Gene Ontology annotation, biological process: fibroblast growth factor receptor signaling pathway. Lineage: Eukaryota; Metazoa; Chordata; Lepidosauria; Squamata; Natricidae. The record is from RefSeq and is a predicted model, not a curated record. Gene Ontology annotation, molecular function: growth factor activity; fibroblast growth factor receptor binding.